This is a messenger RNA of Arvicanthis niloticus (Nile rat), 447 nucleotides long. It is a transcript of the gene Il4, whose product is annotated as interleukin 4. Gene Ontology annotation, molecular function: interleukin-4 receptor binding; growth factor activity. Gene Ontology annotation, biological process: negative regulation of inflammatory response; immune response; regulation of immune response. Gene Ontology annotation, cellular component: extracellular region. NCBI's taxonomy places the organism in Eukaryota, Metazoa, Chordata, Mammalia, Rodentia, Muridae. The record is from RefSeq and is a predicted model, not a curated record.
AUGGGUCUCAGCCCCCAGCUUGCCGUCACCCUGCUCUGCCUGCUCGCAUGUACGGGGAGCCCUACCCACAGACGCAGAGAAGAAAGCCGUUUAAAAGAGAUCGCCAACAGUUUAGACCAGGUCACAAAAAAAGGGACGCCAUGUACCGAGAUGCUUGUACCAGACGUCCUUACAGCAAGGAAGAACACCACGGAGAACGAGCUUUUCUGCAGGGCUUACAAGGUGCUUAUCAAAUUUUAUUCCCAACCUGAGAAAUUUCCAUGUUUGAAGAACAGCCGUAGUGUUCUCACGGAACUGAAGAAACUCUUUAGAGCCAUCAGCAGCCUGAAUCCACCGACAAGCUGCGCCAUGAAUGAGUCCAUGUUCACAACACUGAAGGACUUCCUGGAAAGCCUAAAACACAUCCUGCAAAAGAAAUCCUGGCAGAACCGAACCUCCGUGCUUUAA